CGCAGAAGAAGAAGAAGAAGCCGCAGCAGCGCAUGCGCCGUGUGCUGUAGCCAACAUGGAGGUGUUUGUGAGCUCUCCCAUCUUCAGCUUCUCUAAUUCGGUUUUCCCGGACGGCUCUCUGGUCCGAGACGUCUUGAACCGGUUUGUUCGGCAGCAGGGAGAUUCUUCUUGUGCAGAUUUCUACGUGGUCAGAAAUGGCCGCCUGUCUCACCUGGAGGAGGCUCUGCAGCCUGGAGCUGUCUAUCACCUGGAGCCCCGCCUCCGUGGAGGGAAAGGAGGGUUCGGCUCCAUGCUGCGAGCGCUGGGCGCUCAGAUCGAGAAGACGACCAACCGCGAGGCCUGCAGAGACCUGAGCGGCCGCCGGCUGCUAGAUGUCAACCACGAGAAGGAGAUGGCGGAGUGGCUGCAGAAGCAGACGGAGCGCGAGGCGGAGAAGGAGCAGCGACGCCUGGAGCGACUGCAGAGGAAGCUGAAGGAACCCAAGCACCAGUUCACGGACCCCGAGUACCAGAGGCAGUGUCACGACCUGUCAGAGAGGCUGGAGGACUCAGUGAUGAAGGGGCUUCAGGCCUCCUGCAGCCAGAAGAUGGACGACGUCUCUCCAGCAAAGAGACCAAGCGGUGACCACAGCGAGCAGCCGCAGAAGAAGAAGCAGAAGAAGAAGAACCCAGCAGCAGCCUGUUUGUGGAUGAGGGUUGACGACAUGCCUGGCUCGGAGGAGGAUGAGGAGGAUGAUGAGGAAGAAGAGUCUUCAUCCCCCUCCAGCUGUGGAUCUGCUGCUGUUGCCAUGCCGAUGCAGGAGGUGGAGCAUGAGCAGAGCACCAGCUCGUCAGACGCCUCAUCAGAUCAUCAGACUCCUAAACCCUCUAAGGACCAGGGUCCUUCUGAGGUCCCCAGAGACCAGACUCCCAGACCCUCAGAGGACCAGGGUUCUCCUGAAGCCUCCAGAGACCAGACACCCAGGCCCCCAGAGGACCAGGGAGUGUCUCCGCAUCAGGAGCUGGUUCUGGAGGAUCUGGAUCUGUCGCAGCUGGAGGCUCUGGGUCUGGACGUCCUGAAGAGGGAGCUGAUCUCGCGUGGGUUGAAGUGCGGCGGGACCCUGAAGGAGCGCGCGCAGCGCCUCUUCUCCGUCAGAGGACUGACUCCAGAUCAGAUCGACCCGGCACUGAUUGCCAAACCGACCAAGACCAGGCGGAAGUGACGAGGUCCUGAGCAGCGUUUUCCUUUGAACAUUAUGUAACUUUUUUGCUUUAAGUUUCUUUUCUGAACUGGUUCAUUUAAAUCCGUAUUAAAAUGUUUGAAACAAACCGAUGUUUGAACUUUAUUCCACUAAAGUACGACAGGAA
Molecule: messenger RNA, 1346 nt
Organism: Pungitius pungitius (ninespine stickleback)
Lineage: Eukaryota; Metazoa; Chordata; Actinopteri; Perciformes; Gasterosteidae
Gene: sde2
Product: SDE2 telomere maintenance homolog (S. pombe)
Exons: 8
Coding region: 56-1201 (381 amino acids)
Cellular component (GO): nucleus
Source: RefSeq, a predicted model, not a curated record